AGGAAGUAAAAUUAUUAUAAAAAAAUCCAACAUUUCACAAUCGGGAAAUUGACAAAUGUGGUUUCCCUGAAAGGUGUUGAAAUCUACAGACCAAAUUACCUAUAAUUUACAGCAUAAAUAAACAAAAGGAUGUAUCAAGUACCAAAUUACACACAAGCUGUGUCGAUGAAAUUAUCUGAAGUACUAGCUGAUAUAGGUGUUGAUGAUAGAAUAGUGCUGAAGAGGAGAAGAUCAGUGCUUCUGAGAGAAGCAGUAAAAAAUGUGAAUGACCAACUAUGGAAUAUGAAUAUUUAUACAUCAUACUAUUUCGGUAGUCGAUCAGAAGGUACAACCACCAUGGGAUUGAGGUCAGACGCAGAUCAUCUUUUUUGUUUAAAUGCUUUUUCUGUAAUACAAGACUGGAGUGAAUGGAUACCUGGUGUACUUAAUUAUUUGAUGAUUCAAGAUAGUUCUGUAUCUCCGGGAUAUUGUGUACUUCAAAUGCUGAGACCGGAUGUUCCUCUUCCUGCUGAUGGAGAAUCUGAUCAAUACUUCUUCAGAGACAGAACAGGAAAAAUACUGCUAAAACAUAUUAUACUACCUGGUAUAUUUCAUUUAAAACAUCUGUUUGGUGGAUUCCUAGACAGACUUCAAGUACAUGGUCCAGCAGGAGUAAAUCAAGGACCUCCUGGUUACUGUGAUAUGGACCUUGUGUUAGCUCUACAUUGUAAAACAUGGCCACAACAAGCUAGACGAUGGCAGGAUCAACAUAGUGAUGCUCAGUGGCCGUCUGCUGAAAUAAAACAAUAUUGCAGCAGAACUGGAUGCUUUGUUGUUCCUGUUGGAUAUAGAGGGAGUGAACAUGAGCAACUUGAGUGGAGAAUAUCAACAUCUUUAGCCGAAAGGUGUUUAAUGUUUAAUCUUAAUAUUACACAGAUUCGCUGUUAUGUCUUGAUGAAAAUGAUUAUAAAAUCAUUCCUUGACCCGCAGUUUGAACAUGUGAUUUCCAGUUAUAUGUGUAAAACUGUACUCUUGCACUGUAUUGCAAAUUCACAUUUUAACAUCUGGAGAGAAAACAAUUUACUUUCUUGUCUAUCACUGUGUUUAUAUCUCCUGUAUAACAAUAUCAUCAAUGAAAACUGUCCACAUUUUAUCAUACCCGAGAACAAUUUGAUGAGAGGUAAAAUAUCACCUGCAGUCAAACCAUAUAUUCUGGAAAUAGUCAACAAUAUUAUCAACAGUAAAGGAGCGGCAAUGCUUGGUAUUAAAUAUGAUGAUAUUGGCUCUAGGCUUCAAUUCAAGUUUUUUAACUUAUGCCGAUUUCAAACAAGUAAAUAUAUUUCAGGACUUCUGUUAUAUGAUACAGCCACAAACAUUUCCAUUUCAGUUCCUGUAAAGAACAAAAGUCCUCAUGAAGCCGUACAGAUAUUGACAAACUGUAUAUCAAAGAUAUUAAAUGUUCAAUGUGAAGGAAUGGUUGCGACAGCCUGUCAACUAAAGUUACCAUGGUGCUGUACAACCCUCGGAUCUGUGCUGGCCUCCAUCAACAUCAAUCAACACAACACUGUUUUAUCAGAUGCGCUCAAACUCAUCUCACUUGGAUUAAAUACAGAUGUUGCAUCAAGUAAAUUGAAAUUAGCUUCAAUCUUAUACUGUAUUCAAGACAUACAAAAAGUUGACUUGGUUCUCAGUGAGAUUGUAAGACGCUAUGAUCUGAAUUAUGUUGAGCCAUUCUGUGCUUGUUAUGAAUUUGAAAGAAAGUCACUUAGACGAGGGUACUUUGCAAUAUGUGACAUUUACAAUGAAGAUGCGCAAUAUUAUGCAACAGCAUCAUGUGUCAAAUUUCUGCCAUGUGAAUUUUACUGUGUUCCAACCGAACUCAGAUAUGAAAUGGUAAGAUCUACACAAGAGGAGAGAAUAUACCGCACAGAAAUAAUUGAUGACUGGAUGGAUUGUGCUGUGGUGGAUUCUCUCCCUUACCUCUAUUUUCUACAAUACAAGGUUAACAGCCAUCUUGGGAGAAAUAAUGAAAAACAAUCUGCUCUCUCAAAACUUCUCAGAACUAUAAUAAUCGAGCCAGACCUUGGACAUCGGGAAACAGCUUUAAAUAUUCUCGGAAAGUGUAUGGAACAAGAAGGUAGAGUAAGGGAUGCUCUACAAUGUUAUUUGAUGUCUCUAAAUCUAAGGAGGAGAAACAAUGCUGCAAAGAUACAUAUCUGCGCACUUCUAUCUGUAAUGGGAAAUUUCAGGGCAUAGAACAAAAAUGUUGAAAUAACAGACGUAUAAGGAAGUGACAUAUAAAAGUAAAAGGAACAGUCCUGCUAAAUAUCAUAAUUAUUAUACACAUUUAUAUGUAAAAUAUUUCUUGUUAUAAAAUAA
Ruditapes philippinarum (Manila clam) is the source of this 2358-nucleotide messenger RNA. RefSeq lists its product as uncharacterized. The record is from RefSeq and is a predicted model, not a curated record. The transcript has 2 exons. The coding region runs from base 130 to 2235 and encodes 701 amino acids. Gene Ontology annotation, molecular function: protein binding. Lineage: Eukaryota; Metazoa; Mollusca; Bivalvia; Venerida; Veneridae.